UAACCAAUAUCUGGCCUCCUUGCUGCUAUACCUGCAGUUUCCUCAUUUAUUCGCUAGCGCUGGACUCUAAACGCCAUUACGUACUCUGCUGUCCAGGUAUCAAACCACCUCCGGAGUUCGCUCCAGACGAUCAAAAAAAGAUCUAGGCUGGAUGUCUGUGUGCUCUAUGGCCAGCAGCUGGAUUACAUUUCAGUAAUUCAAGCCAAUUGACUCGAAGCAGUAUAACAAUCAUCAUUGUGCUUCUACUUGUCCGACAGUGAGCUUGUCUCGAUUUGGACUUCAGUGUAGUCUAGCAACAACCACUACAAGCAAAACAAUCACAACAUGAACCUCCAAGAGGUUUCAAAGUUUUUAAUUCCUGUUCUGGUGGCAGUACUUGCCCUAGCGAUGGCUGAUGAAGGCGUACACGACCCAAGUCUCUAUCAGUUUCUUGACUUUACACGAGUGGAGCAAAGCCAGAAAAAUGAAGGACAUCGACCGUUCAGAUGGCUCAACAAAUUUCGCCGGAAGUCUCAAGCACCAUCAAGAUCACACUCGGAAUCUACCACUACAAAAGAGCAAAAAGGUUCACAGAUACCAUUAAAUUACGUUAUUGAAGACGUGUCUACACAAUACCGACCGCAACCAACUUACCAUCAAGCAGCGCAACAUCAACGGGGAUCUGUUAAGAAGCCAAAAGACACUUCUUACAUCAUCCUACCACCACCACCAGCGGGCCAAGCUAAACAGAUCAACAUUCCAUCACACGCUGCUUAUCUUAAACAGCAAAAGAAACCAAAGAUGCCGCUCGUGGCAGCUUACAAGCAGCGUCAACAAGCUAACAAUCCACUGCACCCACCACCAUCUCCACCAAGCUCAGAUUACAAACAGCAAGUAGGAGAGGUGGACUACAACAUCCAGAAACCUUUGCCAAUCCCCUCAUCUCAGCAGACCCCAGAUUCCCUUAGGAAUGUUCCACUUGUAUUGAAUGAUGGAAGCCAUUCCAGUGAGGAUUCUACUCCAACUCAUGUUGGUUCUCGCUAUUCGAAAUGGUUGAACAAGAUGCGACGGAACAAAGGUCAUCACAAUCAGCCUGAAAAACUAGAAAACCAACCGCCUAAACCCCAUAAUAAACCCUCGGAGAACCUAAAUGAUCCUUCGUACUAUUUUCAGAAUCCAUCUCCCAAUAACCAAUUGCAGCCUGUUUCACAUCAGUCAGUUAGUGGUCAUGUAAACGCUAAUGGUUAUCGCCAACCUCAAACGGUUAACAGCGGACCACAGUUAGCUCCACCGAGACCUGCCAACACCAGGCCGGCAGAACCAACUUACAGCUCGCCGUCACCUGCGCCAUUUCGCCCAGAGGCUUUUCCCACAGUGGCUUCGAAUCAAGGUCUUCAAGAAAAUUCUCCAGAUUCUGGUGAAACAGCGGACCAAACGCCACCCCCCAACAGGAAGUCGUUCUAUUCAAAAUUUAUGAAAAAGCUCAAAGGAAAGAAAGGGCAGAAACACGAAGAAACAGUGGCCGAAGAAGAGCCUGCUUUAACACCAUUGCAAACACCAUAUAAACCACCGGUGGAACCGGUAGUUUACCGACCUUCCCAACCGACUAACUACCCACCACAACCAACCCCGUCUAGGCCAUCUAACGUGAAACCAUCACGUCCAGCGAGACCAGCACCUUACAGUUCUUCUGGUACUGUUCCGACUGCGCUUAACCCACAUGCACCAGCUUAUCAAGACGCUCCUGCUCCUACCACUUACUCUCCACCGCAGAAUCUAUACAACAAAUAUUCACCGAGACCAACUUAUGCCACCACGGAGAAACCAGUGGCUUAUUCACCAUUACCAGAGGAGGACAGCUUCUUUUCACCACCGAACAAACCAGAUUUUAUUCCUUCACCUUUUCAUGGACAAUCGGAAAAAGGACAAGGAAUUCAUGAGGAUCCCGAAGAUGGAUUCUUUGAAUUCGGCAUUUUCCCCAAAAAUAAUGGCUUUUUUGAGCAGAAUUUUAAGGGUUAAAUCACUGUCAUUAUCCUGUUUCAAGCUCGUAUGAAAGGUAUUCUUUUUUUUUGGAGAAAGGGAUGAGGUUUUCUCGCACAUCUUUACGUUCCAAAAUCAAAAAGAGCGGGCUCUUGUUGUCAUGGAAACGUAACUGUCUUUGCAUUUUUACUUGUAUGGUAUUUUUCACGAAUUCUCUUAAUUCCAAUUACACAAAAUUUUUUAUUUGGUUUCACCCUUU
Molecule: messenger RNA, 2218 nt
Organism: Daphnia carinata
Lineage: Eukaryota; Metazoa; Arthropoda; Branchiopoda; Diplostraca; Daphniidae
Exons: 3
Coding region: 325-1998 (557 amino acids)
Source: RefSeq, a predicted model, not a curated record